This is a messenger RNA of Hippopotamus amphibius kiboko, 777 nucleotides long. RefSeq names its product small nuclear ribonucleoprotein D1 polypeptide (gene SNRPD1). The record is from RefSeq and is a predicted model, not a curated record. Gene Ontology annotation, biological process: RNA processing; spliceosomal snRNP assembly. Gene Ontology annotation, cellular component: U4 snRNP; pICln-Sm protein complex; catalytic step 2 spliceosome. Gene Ontology annotation, molecular function: RNA binding. NCBI's taxonomy places the organism in Eukaryota, Metazoa, Chordata, Mammalia, Artiodactyla, Hippopotamidae. Bases 192 to 530 code for a protein of 112 amino acids. The transcript has 6 exons.
UUUCCGGCCAUUCAUACCCGCAAUCGGUCGGCGCUCGGUUGUCGGGGUUUGUGCGCUAUCGCACCAAGAGGGUGGCGGCGCCGCUAAGAUGAAGCUCGUGAGAUAUAAUUGACGUACAACACUGUAAGUUUAAGGUAUACAGCAUAAUGACUUGAGUUACAUAUGCUGUGAAAUGAUUAGCACAAUUUUUGAUGAAAUUGAGUCACGAAACUGUAACCAUUGAAUUAAAGAACGGAACCCAGGUCCAUGGAACAAUCACAGGUGUAGAUGUCAGCAUGAAUACACAUCUGAAAGCUGUGAAAAUGACCCUGAAGAACAGAGAACCUGUACAGCUGGAAACAUUGAGUAUUCGAGGAAAUAACAUUCGAUAUUUUAUUCUGCCAGACAGCUUACCUCUGGAUACACUACUCGUGGAUGUUGAACCGAAGGUGAAGUCUAAGAAAAGGGAAGCUGUUGCAGGAAGAGGCCGAGGCCGAGGAAGGGGAAGAGGACGUGGCCGAGGCAGAGGAAGAGGGGGUCCUAGGCGAUAAUGUCUCUGAAGACUACUAUUUCAAAGUAGUAGGGAAGAAGGAGAAGACAUGGCGGAUGGAGAAUAAAUACAACACUGAGGACAUGGCAACAGGAGACACAGCAUGGAACUACUUCAGCAAUUAUACGGCUAUGCAGCUUUAGCGGAUAAAGGGUGGAAAUUACUGUCUCAAACUGAGGAUGUUGGGGUUUUUUGUACAGGCUUUCUUUGUUUCUGGCAGUUUUUAAUAAACAUAAAUAUAGAACAGA